This is a messenger RNA of Rhodotorula toruloides NP11, 1944 nucleotides long. Its product is annotated as arginyl-tRNA synthetase. Gene Ontology annotation, biological process: mitochondrial translation; arginyl-tRNA aminoacylation. Gene Ontology annotation, molecular function: ATP binding; arginine-tRNA ligase activity. The record is from RefSeq and is a predicted model, not a curated record. The transcript has 7 exons. The coding region runs from base 1 to 1944 and encodes 647 amino acids. NCBI's taxonomy places the organism in Eukaryota, Fungi, Basidiomycota, Microbotryomycetes, Sporidiobolales, Sporidiobolaceae. Gene Ontology annotation, cellular component: mitochondrion; cytoplasm.
AUGACGACCCUCCCGCCGUUCCCCCUCCCCGCGACGCCGUCCAUCCCGGACGAGCACCUCGCCUCGACCCCCGCACUCGACCUCUUCAAGCUCGCAGCGGCCGAGUUCAUCCACUCUGUCCUCCCCGAGGUUGAUGUCGAGAAGGCGUUCGAGGGGGUCGAGUCGGGAAAGACGGGGAAGAACGUCCAGGGCGAUUUCACGGUUGCGGUUCCGCGGUUCAGGCUCAAGGCCAAGCCUAACGAGGUCGCAGAGAAGCUCGCCGCUGCGUUCAAGCCGACCCCCUACCUCGCUUCCGUCAGCGCCAACGGCGCCUUCGUCUUCUUCAACUGCCAAGUCAACGCCCUCGCCUCCCUCGUCCUCAACCAGGUCAACACUCAGACCUACCUCACCCCCGACGAAGACCACUCCGCCCUCUCGACCUUCGCCAACCUCUCCCUCUCCGACUCGGGCGCCGACAAGCCCCCAGCGGGCCUCAAGCUGCUGAAGAAGAACGGCUACGGCACGAACCAGAGCGGAAAGGGGAAGAACAUCAUCGUCGAGUUCUCGUCGCCUAAUAUCGCCAAGCCUUUCCACGCCGGUCAUCUUCGCUCGACCAUCAUCGGCGCCUUCCUCGCCAAUCUGUACGAGGCGAACGGCUACAACGUCUUGCGCAUGAACUACCUCGGAGACUGGGGCAAGCAGUUUGGUAUCCUCGCUGUGGGCUUUGAGCGCUACGGUUCGGAGGAGGAGCUCGAGAAGGACGCCAUCACGCACUUGUACGACGUCUACGUCAAGAUCAACAAGGACGGCGAGACAGACGAGUCGAUCCACGACCGGGCGCGCGAGUUUUUCGUCAAGAUGGAGGCGGGAACACGGCUGAUCGUCCUCAUCAUCGGUCUCGCAGGCGACGAGGAGGCGGUCGCGCUGUGGAAGAAGUUCCGCGACCUGUCGAUCGUCAAGUACAAGGAGACGUACGCUCGGCUCAACAUCUACUUCGACCUGUACUCGGGCGAGUCUCAGGUCUCUCAAAAGGCGCAGACCGACGCGCUCGAAGCACUGCAGAAGUCCGGCAUCGUCGAGGAGUCGCAGGGCGCGCUUAUCGUCGACUUGCGCAAGUACAAGCUCGAGAAGACGGUCGUGAGGAAGAAGGACGGCACGAGCGUGUACAUCACUCGUGACAUCGGUGGGGCGGUCGAGCGGUACGAGAAGUACAAGUUUGACAAGAUGGUCUACGUCGUCGCGAGUCAGCAGGACCUCCAUCUCGCGCAGUUCUUCAAGGUGCUCGACCUGAUGGGCUACGACUGGGCCAAGACGCUCCAGCACGUCAACUUUGGCAUGGUGCUCGGCAUGUCGACGCGCAAGGGCACCGCCGUCUUCCUCGAGCAGAUCCUCGACGAGUCGAAGCGCGUCAUGCACGACGUCAUGCGCAAGAACGAGGACAAGUAUGCCGCGAUCGAGGACCCCGAGUACACGAGUGACAAGCUGGGCAUCACGGCCGUCAAGGUGCAGGACAUGUCGGGCAAGCGGAUCAACAACUACGAGUUCAAGUGGGAGCGCAUGACUUCGUUCGAGGGCGACACGGGCCCUUACCUGCAGUACGCGCACGUCCGGCUGUCGUCGGUCGAGCGCAAGAACGCGCCCGACGUCGUCCUCCCGCCUCCCGCCGAGCGGCCGUCGACGAUCGACACGUCCCUCCUGACCGAGCCCAAGGCGCGCGAGAUCCUCCUCCUGCUCGGACAGUACCCGGACGUCGUGCGCGCGGCGCUCAAAUCGCUCGAGCCGUCGACGAUCUGCACGUUCGCGUUCCGCCUGUCGCACUUGAUCUCGUCGGCGUGGGAGACGCUCAUCGUCAAGGGCCAGCCGCGCGACGUCGCGCUCGCCCGGCUGUGGCUCUACGUCUCGGCAAAGGACGUCCUCGGCAGCGCCAUGCGCCUCCUCACCCUCGAGCCCCUCGAGCGCAUGUAG